AAAGAAUCGCAUGUCCUGAAAUUAACCGCAACAUCGGCACAUCCACCAUGAAGGCAGUCAGUCCGGUGAGGUCCGUCAGGAAACCUGCCUUGUGUUUUUCGGAGCAUAAUAUGGGCAUCUCGCGGAGCAACGACCCGCUCAGUCUACUGUACAACAUGAAUGACUGCUACAGCCGGUUGAAGGAGCUCGUGCCGAGUUUACCGCAGAACCGGAGCGUGAGUAAGAUGGAGAUCUUGCAGCAUGUUAUAGACUACAUUUUGGACCUUCAGAUCGCACUGGACCAGAACCCGCUACAGCAGCAGCAGCAGCAGAGCCUCGGACAGAGCCCUCCAAAAAAGACUGUCAGAUCACUGGGAGCUGAUAUCAGCAUCAUCUCUUUCCAGCCCAGUAACCCUCAAAGAGAGAUCAACACAGAUGACCUCAUAGCCCUGUCUCGUUGAAAUGGUGAGUUGAUUCAUCUUCAUGCUUUGACAAGCCAAGUUAAACUUUUGCACGUGGGGCAGUUUGCUGUUAUACAGUAAGCAUACAGUAAUUAUUUAUGCAGUAUUAAAAAAAUAAGUCAUUAAAACAAUACUUAUUAUACUCUACGCUUUGUUUCAAAUGUCAUUAUACAUUUCUAUCAUAAUUGCCCCAAUUCACUUAGAAAGAUGUUUUCUCAUGUCGUUUCAAACCUGCUUGACUUUGUUUGAUGAACAAAUGGUUGAACGACUACAGCAAAUGAAAGUCAGAGGUUUGUAGCGAUGAGAAUUUCAGGAUAAUAAGAAUUCAUAGUGUUAGCUAUGUAAAGUGCUAUCAAAUGUAAGUGUGAGAUGCUUGCUAGAGUCCGCCAUCUGGAGCUGUAUGGUAUUGCCCGGUAUUUCGCUUGUUUGGUUAAAAGUCCGAAAAAAACGUCCUGUGGCUUCCUCCCUGGCGCCAGUCUGUCCGGAUCUCUGUCCUUUUGCCUUCUCUAAACACGCCUCUCUCUCUCUCUCUCUCUCUCUCUCACAAUCUCUUGCAGGUGUUUCGGUCGUGGAGCAAAAACAGAGGCUUUUUGUGUUUUUUUUUUGUCCCGUGUCAUUCUCCUGGACUUCGUCUUGAAUGACAAAGGAUUUUCCUCAAACGGACAAAAAAAAGAUUCUGACUUAGUUGUAUAUGGACUUUCCUAUUUUUUCUUCCAAAGGAAGAUUAAAAGAGACUGAAGGAAAAUACUAAUUACGCAAGCAAUCCUAGAAAGAUGUUUUUGUUCUUUUGUGUUGUAAAGAAAUUGAGCAAAAACGCUCUAUUGUUUUCUCUUUCUGCUGAAAAUGUGAUGUUUAUAAUAUUACAGAAAUUUUUAUAAUUAUAACGUAAAUGGCACUUUUAUACUGUACAUAAUUAAAUGCGAAGUAUGAAGCCAGUGUCUUUGUCUGAACAACUGUUACAGAUGCAAUGUUUUUUGUUGUAUUUUUUUGUUUUUGCAUAUACAUAAAGCUUAUUAACUUA
Molecule: messenger RNA, 1461 nt
Organism: Danio rerio (zebrafish)
Lineage: Eukaryota; Metazoa; Chordata; Actinopteri; Cypriniformes; Danionidae
Gene: id2b
Product: inhibitor of DNA binding 2b
Biological process (GO): regulation of transcription by RNA polymerase II; negative regulation of transcription by RNA polymerase II; negative regulation of DNA-templated transcription
Cellular component (GO): cytoplasm; nucleus
Molecular function (GO): protein dimerization activity
Source: RefSeq, marked provisional